AUGCAGCUACUGCUGGUACGGCUGAUAUUUUCGUCGUCGGUCGCCUUCGGGGAGUGGGAGCAACUCACGAUCGAUGAUACGCCGAAGAAGAACAAGUUGAUAGCGCAGAGAGUGAGAGAGGGCAGUGUUGUAGGCGGGAGCGGAGGCACGAAGUUUUCUGUGCGUGAAGAAGGGCGUGACUGCAUGUAUUACGGUCGAGGAAGUGCCUGGGGGCUGGAGUCAAUUUUGCUUCUGCAAGGUGCCACCGCUAGCUCGACGCUGGUGGGCUUUGAGUCGAAGUUGGAGCUUGCAACGUUUCGCUGCCACUCAUUUAGAAAGCGCCUCCGACUUCCGUCGAUGCCUCCCCCGACCCCCCCCCCCCAGAACAAGCGCCCUAGGCAAUGUCACACAAGGGCAAACGUGCAUCGAUGUAGCGCAGCCAGCCAGGCACUCAUCGUUGCGUCAUCUGCCUCUGCUGAUCAGACGAUGACGAAGACCACUGCGGCGAAUCAACGCUUGAUGCUCGCUGCUUUGGUGUCGGAGCAAGGUGCUGCUGCUGACAUCACGGCCAUUGUGCCAGCUCAGCUCGACAAGUCUCCAAAGAGGAAGACCAGUUUGUCUAAACGACGUAUAUCGCAAGUGCCUACAUCGGAGGCGAAUGGUGAAGAACGCGAGGCGUCCGCUGUUACGUUGGUCGUGGCGACUGCGCCCACCCAGAAGGCCAAGACCAAGCAACGCCCAACAAGUGCGGGACAAUCGGCCGCCCUCGCGAUUCAAACGACCACGUCAACAAGUGUGGCUGCUGCUGCAGCGACGGAGAACGGCGUGGCUGCAUCGCUUGCUCCCGCGGACCAAACGGCCAAUGGCCCAAAAGACCAAAUCCAAGCGACGAACAACACGUGA
Messenger RNA from Phytophthora sojae, 882 nucleotides. RefSeq lists its product as hypothetical. The transcript is spliced from 3 exons. The record is from RefSeq and is a predicted model, not a curated record. NCBI's taxonomy places the organism in Eukaryota, Oomycota, Peronosporomycetes, Peronosporales, Peronosporaceae. The coding region runs from base 1 to 882 and encodes 293 amino acids.